UUAAUCAGUAGGGAGGCUAGGAGCUAAAGGAGGAAGACGACGCUUUAGAUCCAGAUUUAAUAUUUGACAAAAGAUCCAGAUUUAAUAUAAAAUUCGCAGUCAUUAAAAUAAAAACUGCGAAACGUUGACGAAGAUGUUCUCUUGGGUUAACUCUCAAUCCCCUCUUCUUACCCACACUCCCACUCUCUCCAAGCAAAACCCCUCUGAAAUGCGACCAUGGGGAAGCCAACCAAGCUCAAAUCCCCGCCGCCGCCGCAUCGCGUAUUCAUCAGCUCCCACGGUGGUGACUUGCUCCUCCGAGGCGGAUUCGUCCAUGAAAUUGCCAAGGCCUUGAGAAGCAUCAAAGUCAACGCGUACGCUGAUGAGCCCACUGGUGAAGAAGUUGUUUGGACGAGGAUCGAGAAGUCGAGGAUCGCGAUCGUGGUGUUCUCGAGCAGGUACACCGAAUCGAGAUGGUGCUUUGAGGAGCUUGUCAAGAUCAAAGAAGGAAUGGAACUAGGCGAACUCGAGGUGAUUCCAAUCUUCUACAAGCUGGAUACAUCUGCAGAGCUAGAAGGUGGCUCCGGUUUGAAUCCCACCAUGCGUGAUUUUGAUCCUCAAAAGGUCAAGAUUUGGAACGAAGCUUUGGAUUCUGUUUCGUGCAUGAUGGGUUAUCACUUGUAUAAGAACAGUGUUGAGUCCAAGUUUAUCAGUCGCAUUGUCAAGGAUGUGAAGAGAAUAUUGAUCCAGCUUCCAAAAGAGGAGCAAGAUGACGAGUCACAUGAUUCACUAGAUGACUCCUCCAAAUCAGAGACGCUGAAUGGUGGGAGUGUCCUAGGUGAAGCAGAAUCAGUUGAGGAUGACAUUUUCCCAAACGAGAAAGUGGACUCAGUCAAUGACCAAGAAGUUAGCACAAGCUCUGCCAUAGUGACCUCCAACAAACCCCCGCUGGAGCAUCAAGUGUUCAUCAAUUUCCAGGGAAACGACCUCCGCUACGGCUUUGUCGGCCACAUCGCGGAGGCCUUGGAAAGGGUUGGAUUCGAAGUCCGUAUAGAUGAAGAUGAGUUGCAGCCUGGAGAUCUUACUGAGCUUCUGUUCAAGCAGAUCGAGGAGUCGAGGAUUGCGAUAGUAAUUUUCUCAAGCAGGUACACUGAAUCAACGUGGUGCUUAGAUAAGCUGGUGAAGAUCAAGGAACGCAUGGAUGAAGGAAAACUCGAGGUGGUUCCAAUCUUCUACAAGGUGAAGCAAUUGCAGGUUACACAACUGGAGGGAAGUUUCGGUAUCAGGAUUUGGAAUUUCUGGAGGAGGAGUCGAGAGUACCGUGUCAUUAAAUGGAAGGAAGCUUUGGAGUGUGUUGGAGGCUUGAAGGGUUUGGUAUUUGAGGAGGAUCGUCUUGAGAGCGAGCUCAUUACAUCCAUCGUCAAGGACAUUGAGAAGAAGAUCGAGAUUAAGGAAAGAAAAAAUCCAUCUUCUUUUCCUUUUACAGGGAGAGAAGAUAACACUGAAUUGCCCACAGGAAAAGGAGAAAACCUUGAAACGUAUCUCAAUAACCAUCGCCUCUUUGGAAUCAAGCUACGUAUGGAGCAGUUGGAGCAGAAGUUAGAGUUUGAUUGCGACGAAACUCGAAUUAUUGGAGUAGUUGGGAUGCCCGGUAUUGGUAAAACUACUCUUGCAAUGAGGUUGUACGAAGAGUGGAACAGCAAAUUUGUACAUUGCAUGCCUCUUCUUGGUAUCUGUAAGAAGUCAAAGGACCAUGAGCUAGUCUGGCUGCGGAAGACCUUACUGGAAGUUUUACUUGAAGGUAAGUUUCCAGAGAAACAAAACGAGAUAACACAUGAAUCCGUAAAGGACACCCUGCUCCAGACUAAAAUCUUUGUUGUCCUCAGUGACGUGAGUGACAAGAAGCAGUUGGAUUUUCUACUUGGAAACCUAGAUUGGGUUAAGAAGGGAAGCAAGAUUGUUAUCACAACGGGUGACAGGUCAUUGCUCAAGGAAUUCGUUGAUGACAUUUAUGUAGUCCCUCUAUUGAAUGACGAAGAGGCCUUUCAACUCUUCACUUAUCAUGCCUUUGAUGAUCAAACCUAUAGUCCCUCACAGGACUUCGUGAUUCUCUCAAGAAAGUUUGUGGAUUACGCCCAAGGGCACCCGCAGGCCCUCAUAUCACUAGGUACUGAACUUCGUGGGAAAGAUGAGGAUUACUGGAAUCAGAGACUAGCAACAGUAACAGAUCGUGAUAAUACGACGAUCCAAGAUGUCUGGAAAUUGUCUACUGAUCAACUUAAUGAGCGGCAAAAAGAUGUUCGACAUUGUGCAUUUUUUCAAGUCAGAGGAUGAGUAUUUUGUUCGGAGUUUACUGGAUUCAGGAGAUCCUGACGCUACUGAUGCCGUGAGUGAAGUAAGAGAUCUCGCCGACAAGUUCAUGAUUACAGUCUCCGACGGGCGAGUAGAGAUGAAUGAUCUAUUGUAUAAGUUCGGCAAGGGUCUUGGUUCCCCUGUCAUGGAACUGAACACAAUCAAAUAUAUUUAUCCGCAAGGGUAAAUUGUUAGAAUGGAUUAUGAAUCUUUUCAGAUAAUAUGAAAACAUGAAACAACACUAAUGAAUGGAGUUUAGAAUAAA
Molecule: messenger RNA, 2596 nt
Organism: Brassica oleracea var. oleracea
Lineage: Eukaryota; Viridiplantae; Streptophyta; Magnoliopsida; Brassicales; Brassicaceae
Product: disease resistance protein LAZ5-like
Exons: 3
Coding region: 217-2313 (698 amino acids)
Biological process (GO): signal transduction; defense response
Molecular function (GO): ADP binding
Source: RefSeq, a predicted model, not a curated record